Molecule: messenger RNA, 3514 nt
Organism: Triticum dicoccoides
Lineage: Eukaryota; Viridiplantae; Streptophyta; Magnoliopsida; Poales; Poaceae
Exons: 3
Coding region: 784-3273 (829 amino acids)
Source: RefSeq, a predicted model, not a curated record
CCCAUUCGGGGACCGUGUCCUUCCAUCGGCGUUGGUGGCGGUCCGUAUUGCCCCAUCCGGAGGCUCGCAGUCGCCGGUGGGGUGGUGCUACUCCCUAGUGUAUAGUUUCCCGCCGUCGCCGCCUCGAUGGAGCUGACGGCUUCGUUGCGGUUCUUCGACUUGGAGCGGAGGCGGCGGGGAGCUGUUAAGAGACAGCGGAGGUGGUGGUCGAGGGUACGUGGAUGAGAAGGUGAGAUCCAGCUGCCUCCUGGAGGUUGGGUUGGAUUUGGGGCCGGAUCCGGUGGUGGCGAAGUGCUCCCGGCGAUGCAGCGCUUUCCGGCCGACCCUGGAUAAGGAGCACAUCCGGCCUUGUUCGAUCUGGCGUCAGUUGAGGUCCGUCAAAGCCUUCCUACUGUGCGCCAGCGGGCAAGGGGCUUCUUCGGCGGGAUUGGCGGCGGAGCUGCGUCUGCGUGUGCGGUGGUCGCAAGGAAGACGAAGGCAUCCAAGGAUCGGUUUGCAAUCUUUCUUUCUUUUCCAGGGUCCUUUGUGGAAUAUGGUUGUUUCUUGCUUAAAGAAUAGUUUGAGACGCUGGCAAAUGGUCCAUGCUCUCUCCUAUGAGCAAUAAUAAUACAAGUUUGUUUGGCUUGCUAUGUAGCUGGUGUAGCAAGAGGUGUGUGCUUCAAGAGUCGACAUGCUCUCCUGAUUGAUGAUCUAGAUCUAGAUCUAGAAGAAUCACACUCUGCAAAGGAUUCAAAAGAAGGUCCUGUCGUAGCUUGGCACUUGUUGCAUAUCGAAGCCCACAGAAUGGUUUUGGCAAUCUUAGUCGCAGGCUGGCUUGUGAGCCCCGUCAUCAGCAACCUGCUGAGUAUUAUUACCGAAUUGCAGCCAGGCACACGGAGGCUUGAGCUCGACCGAGCAAGGAUAGAUCACACUACACCAGUGGAGCAGACGCUCAACUUCUUCUUGGUGGGCGAGACAUUCAUGCAGCUGUUCGCCACGGGCUUCGGGUUUCUCUCUUCUAUCUGGGCCACGGUCGUACUACUCCGGCUGGAGAAGGUGGAUUUCUGGUUCGUGACGGUUAUUAUUCUCGUACAAUCUGUAAGAAUCCUUGGCUUCAACCGGCGGUAUCCUGAAGCAAGAUUUUUUUCUGAAGUUCCACAAGUCUAUAAGGACUCACACUUUAAACCAAUGAAGCAAACGGAUCACAGUAAGUCAGGAAAUGACCCAACUAUAAUAGAUGUCACUAAGAAGUUUAUGAAUCUCAUGAGUAUCCUGGCAUGGGUAGCAUUUGUGGUCGCCGUGGCUCCGAUAGCUGCAACCUUAAUAUGCAUCACUCUGCCCAUCAUUCGCCUAGUGGCACUGGCUGGAAAUGCCUAUGAAGGCUCCAGCAAGGAUGCAAGUAAAGUGAACCUGAAGUCAGCACUUAUCUUCUUCUAUGCUCUAGUGCUUACCCAGGGUGCAUUCCUCGUACUGUACCUUAUCAUCUGGCUUCGUCGACAGGAAGCUGCACGUUCAAUGAGGGUUAAGUGUGGAUUUGUGAAGAAUAAGUGGGGGCUUGGGAAGAAUGAAGCAAAAAAAUUGGUCAAUGGAUACAUAGAGAACACCCUAGACUCAUGCAUCGAAGCUGGCGUCUCAGAAACAUUCAAGAGGAACCUAGUUUCAUUUGCUCAGGAUCUUUUGAGAAAUGAUUCUAAUGAUGACCAUUCCACUGCAGUCUUGAUACUAUAUAUAUUGAUGGAACAACCUGCUCAUCGUGAUAGAGCAAUUUCCCAAAUGCAGUCCUCAAAACAAUGUAUUGUUAGGCUGUUUGAUAUUCUUAGCCCAAAGAGCCUAGCUGAUAAGAAGAUCAAGGAAUAUACUGCGGCAGUUGUCACAAAGCUUGCUAGCAACAUGCAACUAGCUGACAUAUCCGGAGCAAUACAAUCAAUAUCAUGCACACUGGACCUUAGCCAGCAAAGAACAAACGACAACACCAGAAUACCCAAUGAACCAUCAGAAAGCCAAAUUACCUGGGGCAUGAGGAUUGUUGGUCAGCUUGCUUGCAAUCCGGAUAACUGCUCAGAGAUGUACAACAACGAAGGCCUCUUAUCCAAGAUCAUAGCACCACUUUGUAAGCGUAGCAGCUUCUAUUUAGCCAUUAAUGGUGUCCCUGCGCCCACUGAAAUCAUUAAGGAAUCAUUACGUGUGGUGACCAAGGUUAUCAGGGGCAAUGAUGAAAUCAGAACAAGGCUAAACGGAAGGAUCUUUGACGGAGCCCAGAGCAUUACAAAGAUGUUAACAGACAUCGAUGAUAGCAAGUUAAAAACUCUGUUGAAUACUAUUGUGUCAACUCUAGCUGAAGAAGAGGCCAGGAGGGGAAAUUUGCAGCAUACGGCUGAUUUCAUCCAUGACCUGUUGAGUUUGUGCUUUGGUAACACUGCUAGCGACAAAGUGCCUAUCAUUCAAGAGAUGGUUAGUUUGUUUGACAGUAAAAAGGUGAUCAAUGCAGAGCACACACUUGAAAAGGUGAUGGAUGCAGGGCACACACUAAAUGCACUCGCAAGAAAAAGUUGGGAAAACUGUAGGAUGAUUAUGGGAGCACAAACAACUCUUCUUGACCAGCUCGCAGGCACGCUUGAGAAUGACAACAACAAAAGAAAACACCGAACUUUGGCUGCACAAAUUCUGUCAAGUUUUUGCGCAAACUCAACAGAAGAUGAACGGCAUAUUCUUGGAUCACUAAGAAGCAAAUUUACAGUGGUACUGCAAGCUAUACCGAAUGGUCUACCAGAGGCAGUGGAGGUACAAGUUGAUCAUGAUGAAAACCGGAACUUGUAUCGACGUCGACGCCAGCAUGAGAAUCUGGAAAAUCAAGUGGAUCCUGAUGAAAGGAAGCUGACAGCAGCCAUAUUAAGCCUUGCCAUCCACAUGAUUGCAGUAAAUUUAAUCCCAGAACGCGAGCAUCUGAUGCCCAUUAUCGAUGACAGCUUUGUGGAAAAGCUGAAGGAAAUAGUCAAGAGGAACAGCGAACUAAUACCUGAUUGCGUUGACAUAAGCAGCGCCAUGGCUAAGCUGUGUAUCGGGAUAAUGAAAAAAUACCCCAGCACUGUCUGUGCAUUCCACGGAAAAGGGAUUGACGAGGCACUCAAGACCGCUGCAGAAACCUUGUCAGAACUGGAGCGGUGCAUGAUUAUGACCGGCAGUAUCGCUGUGACAGCGGAAUACAAGACCCUUCCAUCCAUUGUGGAGGAAGUGCAACAGCGCCAGGACAACAGGCUUAAUGUGUACUGGUAUGAAAAUUUAGAAGUGGUGUAGGCUGUGAUUUUAGGAAUGUUCCGUUGUAAGUAUUUGAUUAUCGGCUCAUUUUCUUUGUUUUGCAACGUUAUUCAACUGGUUAAAUAUGUCCAUUGUAAUAUGUUGUCCAUGGAGGCCAACAUGUGGAUUGCAUCCCUCUCUGUUACGUACUCCCUCUGUAAACUAAUAUAAGAGCGUUUAGAAUACUACUUCAAAAUUCAGAACAAUGCACAUUCACACAUGAAGCUGGUUUGAGCUCUCA